Messenger RNA from Emiliania huxleyi CCMP1516, 942 nucleotides. RefSeq lists its product as hypothetical. The transcript is spliced from 4 exons. NCBI's taxonomy places the organism in Eukaryota, Haptophyta, Isochrysidales, Noelaerhabdaceae. The record is from RefSeq and is a predicted model, not a curated record. The coding region runs from base 1 to 942 and encodes 313 amino acids.
AUGCUGGCCCUCGUCGCUGGCAUCGCUGCGCACGGCGUGGCUGGCGCCGUCGCGUACACGUGCGUCUCCACCGCGUGGUACUCGGCCGGAGUCGCGCUCGCCUUGCGCGGGCUGCCUCCGCCUGCGGCUCGGCCUGAGCUCGCCUCGACGCCUCCCGGUGGCCUGCUGCGGCUGGCCCUCGGGCGCGUCGCGAAAGCCUACGCCCUCGCCUUUGCUGCGAGCCAGCUGUCGACCCCGUGGCGGGCUGCUGCGGCCGCGGCGUUGGUGCCGUUCGUGUCCCUCUUCCUCUCGCGCACUCGACGGCUCCUCGGCGCCUCGUCGCUCCUGCCCGCCGCUCUACUGGCUCUCGCGGCAGCGGUGGGCCUCUUCACCGCAGCCAUGGCGGCGCUGAUCGCGCGGGAGGUGGCGCUGCUGCGGUCGCUGCCGGCCUCGGAGCCACAGCCACCGGAGGCAGGAGGAGCUCCACGGGGGGGCCAGGCGGCGGAGGUACGGGCGCUUGACGGCGUGCAGGCGGCGCUGCGCUCGACUGCAGCGUGGCGGAGCGACGAGCGUAUCCCGACCGAGACGUGGCGGCGCUUCGUCGUCUACAACGCCGAGGCGGCCAUCCGGGACCUCGGCGUGGCGGACGGGCCGGGAGGCCAGUUCAGCCUCGUGGUGGACCGGUCCUCCUCGGGCGUGCGCAACCAGGACCCGGCGCUCGCCAUCGCCGUCCUCCCGGCCCUCGUGCAGCAUUAUCCCGGCCUGCUCGGAGAGGUGAUCGUGGCGCCCGUCAACGGCGUCUUCUGGGCCGUCUGGCGCGUCGUCUCGCUCUUCCUCGCGGAGGAGACCACGCGGCGCUUCACCUUCAUUCGAGGUGCGCGGUGGAGGGAGGCGCUGCUCGAGGCGGUGGGAGGCGACGUGGAGCUGCCCGAGCACAUGCGGCCCGCUGGUGACGGUGUGUAA